ACUGGAUUGCUUUUCCCUGGGAUUGUUCUAAUAUUCGGUUUAGUGUUGAACACAUUUAUCUGGUACAAAGGGUCUUCUGCUGCUGUUUCAUUUGCUACAUUGAUUGCGUUGCUCUCUUUGUGGUUGGGGAUUUCGCUACCACUAAUUUACGUUGGAUUUUUCUUUGGGUAUCGAAAACGUGGUUAUGAACAACCUAUUAGAACAAAUCAAAUACCUUAGAGCGGUUCCAGACCAAAAUUUUUGUCAAAGUUUGUUACUAACCACACUUUACUCCGGAGCUCUUCCGUUCGGUGCAGUCUUUAUUGAAGUCUUCUUCAUCUAUAACGCUAUUUGGGAGAGUCAAUUCUACUACUUAUUCGGAUUUCUGUUCGUUGUAUUCAUAAUAUUAAUCAUUUGUUGUGCUCAAGUUGCAAUUGUGUCCACAUACUUCCAAUUAUGUAAUGAGGACUAUCAUUGGUGGUGGCGCACUUUUAUCACAUCUGGUGGAGCUGCAGUUUAUCUGAUUGGAUAUUCGUUCUUCUACUUUGGAACAAAGCUUAACAUUACUGAAUUCGUGCCAACCAUCAUAUUUUUUGGUUAUAGUACUCUCAUGGCGAUCGCAUUUUGGAUCUUGACGGGUACAAUUGGUUUCACAUCUACGUAUAUAUUCUUGCGAUACAUCUAUUCAGUCAUCAAAAUAGAUUGAAGUGUAUGUAUGUUGAGCUGAGAUUCGUAACGCUGUCUGUGUCAAGUUAAUAUUAUGAAAUCAUAAUAGCUCUUUAUUACAUUCACCUUUUGAAAUUAAUUUACAUCUUCAUCUCCAUAUUAUUAUUAUUAUUCUCUUUAUCUUGUCACUGUUAAUUUGUCUGGUUACCAAUAAAACGUUUAUGUGUGAUACUUUUAACCUCAGUGCUUUGACUUUAGUUAUAAACAUGUUUCUGCUAUUAUUGGUAAAUAAAAAUGUAAACUACUUCC
Messenger RNA from Heterobilharzia americana, 954 nucleotides. Lineage: Eukaryota; Metazoa; Platyhelminthes; Trematoda; Strigeidida; Schistosomatidae. The record is from the annotation of a GenBank genome assembly.